UAGAGCCUGUCCAGAAAGCGCGAUUUGCGCGCGUGUCAACUCGCGCGUAAGCACUCGCGCGUUCUCGAGAUACUAGAGCUACAUACAUCCCGUGCAGAUGCCCUCGCGCGUUACCUCACACGCGCGUAAAACGCUUGCAAUGAGCGGGACUCUCGACUCGCGCGUUUUACGCGCGUGUGCCGCGCAUAUCGAGAUACUUCGGCGCCAUUGCUGCGUCCAGUACUACGCGCGUGUCCGUGGCGAGUGGACGUAUUCGGUUCAAAAUGGAGCGUGAUAACUUUGACACAGAACUUUUUAUCGACGAAAUUGAGAAAAGGGUAGCUAUAUGGGAUAUGGAAUCAUCAGAUUAUUCUAAUAGAAUCAUUAAACGUAGGAACUGGGAAGAAAUAGUAGAAAUUUUUUGUGAAGCUGGUGAUUCCGAGGAGAAAAAAAAAACUUUAGGUACUUUAUUGCAGAAGAAGUGGAAAGGGUUGCGUGAUGGCUUUGUAAGAGAAAUGAAGAAGAAGAAAACCACACCGUCUGGAUCAGGAGCCUCCAGCAAAGCCAAAUAUAUUUAUUUUGAACGUUUGAUGUUCCUCGAAAGAUCGACACGGAAUAAAAUAACUGAGAGUAAUAUCAACACCGCGUCUGUUGCAGUUGAAGAACAGGAGUUUUCGGGCGAUGGGGAAGAUGUAAUGAGACCUCCACGUAGUCAGGCGAAAAAGAAGAAAAAACUAAAUGCAGCCGACGAAGAAUUUCUUUCCAUCAUAAAAACAAAUUUAGCAUCUGGAAAUCAGCCACAGACAUUAAACCAAACGGAGUCAGAUGAUGACAAACUAUUUUGUUUGUCCUUACACAAAGAGCUUCUUAAAGUACCAGAGGAACACAGACUUCAAACAAAAAUUGAAUUAAUGAAAGUACUUCAAGCUCAACAAGUACUGUGCCUUAAACCUGCAGCUGCUCGUUCCGACUACCAACCUUCGUCACAAUAUCAUUACCAAACAGGAAUGACUCAACGUGGACAGAGAGAUUAUUUUGGAGAAACAGGGUAUACCGCAACAGACCCUUCAACAUCUUCGUUUCCACCUGCAACCUUUUCGACUUACAAUCGAGGUUAUUGUACUGCUUCACGACCACCAAUGACGUCUAGCUACAAAACCCCAUCACCGGCAUCUACACAAGAUUCCAAUGAAUCUGAAUUAAUGGAACUUUACGAUAAUUAAAUUCAAUAUUAAGUACCUACCUAUAUAAGAAUGAUUCCUAAUUUUUGUUAAUUUUGUUCAAAUUCUUUAUUUUUGUUAAUUAGGUCUUAGUUUAUACUUACUAAAGCUAUAAAAAAUAUUACCUCAAAGUAAUCACGAGUUUUUCUUCUGCAGAAACAGUAUCCCGUACCACAUAAUUUUGACAAGGAGUCAAAUCUUCUUUGAUAAUUUCUAGUAAAUCAUCAAACGAUGCUACUGACAUCCGAAAGUAGUUGAAAAACUUUUCACUAUAUUCUCUGAGUUUUGGGUAUAAAGUUAUAAACAUACUAUGCGUCAUUCUGUCGCGUAGAAUGGGAUGCACGUUAAAUCGUCGACUUUCUCUUCGUUUACGACGUCUCCAUCGACGGUAUGCAAGCCACAACAGAACCGCUUUAUCCGAGUCCAUGUUUAUAACUGGCCUAAAGCCGUCUCAUCACAUGCGCGCGUGAAACGCGAGUGAUUUCGCCGCAUCUGGACGCAAUACAAAUCAAAACGCGCGAGUGGACACGCGCGCAAAUCGCGCUUUCUGGACAGGC
Messenger RNA from Maniola jurtina (meadow brown), 1756 nucleotides. RefSeq lists its product as uncharacterized. NCBI's taxonomy places the organism in Eukaryota, Metazoa, Arthropoda, Insecta, Lepidoptera, Nymphalidae. The coding region runs from base 264 to 1202 and encodes 312 amino acids. The record is from RefSeq and is a predicted model, not a curated record. Gene Ontology annotation, biological process: regulation of transcription by RNA polymerase II. Gene Ontology annotation, cellular component: nucleus; transcription regulator complex. Gene Ontology annotation, molecular function: DNA binding. The transcript has 2 exons.